This is a messenger RNA of Benincasa hispida (wax gourd), 1810 nucleotides long. Its product is annotated as thylakoidal processing peptidase 1, chloroplastic-like. NCBI's taxonomy places the organism in Eukaryota, Viridiplantae, Streptophyta, Magnoliopsida, Cucurbitales, Cucurbitaceae. The record is from RefSeq and is a predicted model, not a curated record. Gene Ontology annotation, molecular function: serine-type endopeptidase activity. Gene Ontology annotation, biological process: thylakoid membrane organization. Gene Ontology annotation, cellular component: chloroplast thylakoid membrane.
CCAAUGUGGAUGGUGAUUUGUUUCCUUCUGUAGAAUCUUCGCGCCGUCGGUCCGAGAGAGAUCGCCGGGAGAACAUACGCCGUUUCUCAUAUCCGAUCACUGGCUUGCCGUUUUUUUUCUCAUUGUAAAUAUUGUUUCUGAUUUUUCAAGCCCCUUAUUGAUUCGGGUUUUGUCUUCCAAUAUAGCGGCGUUUUCGAUUCUUCCUCUCCGUCGCUGGAUCGCUUGUUUUUCCUGCAGAAAUGGCUUUCAUGGGCUUAUAGGGUUUCAUUCUUAUACGUUACUAGUCAGUGAGGGCUCUUUGGUUUAGGAUUUUAUUUGGGUUCUCCAGAUUGCAGGUAUGGCUAUCAGGGUUACCGUCUCCUUCUCGGGUUAUGUCGCUCAAAACCUUGCAACCUCUGCCGGAAUACGUGUCGGUAAUUGUCGCGCUGUUCACGAAUGCUGGAUUCGAUCUCGAUUUUUUGGCUCAAAUCAGAAGCCGGAAUUUGACCAUCCCGGUUCAGUCCGCCAUUACCAUUCCGACGUCCUUCCGUCUAAUUCAAGAUGUUGGGUUAAGAAUUCAGCAUCUUCGUUUGGCACUAUCGCUGGAGAAAUUGUUGGUGAAAGCUUUAGAAACCCCAUUGUUCUAGGUUUGAUCUCGAUUAUGAAGUCAACUGUAGUUACUUCCGUUUCCUCGCCAAUGGCUAUGGGUGUAUUCGGUGUUUCUUCCUUCAACGCCGCUUCGGUUAUCCCAUUUUUACAGGGGUCGAAGUCGGUAACGGGAAACGACUCGGUUCCAAGCUCAGCUGGCGGCGAAAUAGAAAGUUAUGGAGUUUUUGACUGCGUAAUGGACGAGGGCAUGAGCCUGCCGCCCAAUCCUCCGCAGUUAGAGAAGAGCAGCUGGAUAUCGCGCUUCUUGAAUAACUGUUCUCAAGAUGCGAAGGCCAUCGUUACAGCUUUGACUGUUAGUGUGCUUUUUCGCUCCUUCUUGGCUGAGCCAAGGUCCAUACCUUCUUCAUCAAUGUAUCCCACCCUUGACGUGGGCGAUCGCAUCUUGGCUGAAAAGGUGUCAUACUUUUUCCGAAAGCCGAGUGUUUCUGAUAUUGUCAUAUUCAAGGCACCUCCAAUCUUGCAGGAGAUUGGUUACAAGUCAAAUGAUGUAUUUAUCAAGAGAAUUGUGGCAAAGGCUGGUGAUUGUGUUGAGGUACGAGAUGGAAAACUCUUGGUGAAUGGUGUUGCUCAAAAUGAGAAGUUUAUCUUAGAGCCACUUUCUUAUAACAUGGAUCCAGUGCUUGUGCCUGAAGGGUAUGUUUUUGUAUUGGGAGACAAUCGCAACAACAGUUUCGAUUCUCAUAACUGGGGUCCACUUCCUGUCGAAAACAUUGUUGGUAGAUCAGUGUUCCGAUAUUGGCCACCGUCGAAAGUUUCUGAUAUCAUGAGUGAUCAAAAUGCAGACAAAGAUGCGGUAGUUUCUUGAUGUUUCACCAUCUGUUGUUUUUAUUUUUAUUUUUUUGCCGAGAUCAGAAUCUGUUUGAUUGAUUUUGAUAUUUGUUCUCAAAUUACAUAUUCAAUUUCUUUUUUGGCCAAGUGCUGAGGGCUGCAGUAGAACAUUGGAUGGAUGGGAAUUAGAUUUAUCUGCAAUUUCUUUGUGGUUGAAACUGUAACCACUACUGUAUUUAGAUUACAUUUGACAUCCACAUUGGCCUGGGAAAAGAUUCAUAUAAAGAUGAGAACGUUUGUUCAUGGUUUUCUCAAGUUUCAUUUUCCCAGUUUGUAUAUAAUUGUGAAUUACAACAUCGGUUUCAUGUAUAUAUUGCAAAAUGUUCUUCAUAUA